Messenger RNA from Anguilla anguilla (European eel), 2208 nucleotides. It is a transcript of the gene vmp1, whose product is annotated as vacuole membrane protein 1. Gene Ontology annotation, biological process: autophagy; Golgi organization. The coding region runs from base 129 to 1376 and encodes 415 amino acids. The record is from RefSeq and is a predicted model, not a curated record. The transcript has 12 exons. Lineage: Eukaryota; Metazoa; Chordata; Actinopteri; Anguilliformes; Anguillidae. Gene Ontology annotation, cellular component: endoplasmic reticulum; membrane; endomembrane system.
UUUCGUUGUGGAAACCAGAGGAAGUAAAAAGAAUGCAGACGUCAUUUUCCUGUGCUGCUGCAGCUAGUGUGAAGUGGUGACGGGAGUCGGAUCGUCGAGAUCACUUGACUGUGGAAGGAAACGAUCACAUGGUCCAAAAUCUACCCAAUGAGAUGGCCGAAAAUGGGACAGACUGUGAACUACCCCAGAGGCGUGUAGGGUCCAAGGAGCAGCAGAACGGGAGCUUUCUGGACCCCGCGUCUCUCAGCGAGAGGAAGCGUCGGGAUCGGGAGGAGCGCCUGGCCCUGGUGCUGUGGAGGAGGCCCAUUCUCACCCUGCGCUACUUCCUGGUGGAGACCCUGAUCACCUUAAAAGAGUGGGGCUGGAGGCUGUGGCGGCGGAGAGGGGCGGUGUUUUCUGUCGUGUUGCUCUUUGUGUUCUUCUCCGUCGCGUACUCCAUCGAAGGAACGCAUCAGAAGUAUGUGCAGUACUUGGAGAAGAAGUUCCUGUGGUGUGCCUACUGGGUAGGCCUGGGCAUCCUCUCAUCAGUAGGCCUCGGGACAGGCCUACACACCUUCCUGCUUUACCUGGGUCCCCACAUCGCCUCGGUCACGCUGGCCGCCUACGAGUGCGGCUCCGUGGGCUUCCCCGAGCCGCCGUACCCCGACGAAAUCAUCUGCCCCGACGAGGACGUCCUGGACGGGAGCAUCUCCCUCUGGACCAUCAUGACCAAGGUCCGGCUGGAGGCCUGCAUGUGGGGCGCAGGCACGGCCAUUGGGGAGCUGCCUCCAUACUUCAUGGCUCGGGCAGCCAGGUUGUCAGGCGCGGAUCCUGAUGAUGAAGACUAUGAGGAAUUUGAAGAGAUGCUGGAACAGGCAGAGACCGCACAGGACUUUGCCACCAGAGCCAAACUUGCCGUGCAGAACAUGGUGCAGAAAGUGGGGUUUUUUGGAAUCUUAGCCUGCGCCUCAAUUCCUAACCCCCUGUUUGACUUGGCCGGUAUCACAUGCGGACACUUCCUGGUCCCGUUCUGGACCUUUUUCGGAGCGACCCUCAUUGGGAAAGCCGUCAUCAAGAUGCACAUCCAGAAACUGUUUGUGAUCAUAACGUUCAGCAGGCACAUCGUGGAACAGAUGGUGUCCCUGAUUGGUGCCGUGCCCUCGGUGGGGGCCUCUCUGCAGAAGCCCUUCCACGAUUACCUGGAGGCUCAGCGCGCCAAACUGCACCACCGAGCCGGAGAGCAAACGCCAGCGGGGGAAAACUGGCUGUCCUGGGUGUUUGAGAAGGUGGUGAUCGUCAUGGUGUGCUACUUCGUGUGCUCCAUCGUGAACUCCAUGGCGCAGAGCUACGCCAAGAGGACCCAGCAGAGGAAGUACGCCGAGGAGAAGACGCAGUGACGUCCCCAACCCUCCGGCGUCCGCGCGUUAGCGCGUUAGCACGUUAGCGCGUUGGCAACCAAACCGCAAAACUGACUCUUCCUGCCUUUUUUUUUUUUUUGUUUUUCGUUCUAUAACAGAAGCUGAAGUUGCGAAACUGGUAAUAUUCUGAAAGUCUGGCUGUAUUUAUGUUCUGUCUUCUUUUUUUUUUGCCACUGGGUGUGUGCGCGUGUGUUAAUUUGAGAUCUGUUGUAAUACCGAUGUGAAUGAUACUCUAGUCAUUAAGCAGUUUUCAUCAGCAGCAGCAGCAGUCUGAAAGCUGGUUGCUGGCACGGGUACUUGUUGUUGCAAGGGCUUAUGCAACAUAGUGAGUGCUGCUUCCAUUGAAGUGAACACGUAAUUCUUAACCGGCAGACUUGAUUUCUUUUACUUGAUUAUGAUGUGCAACUGUAGGGAUGAGUUUGGCUGAUUUAGAUAGUUGGCGCACUGUUCAGGUGUCACCUAUGACCUUUCUUUUUCAGGGCUUAAAUUCAGUUUUGAUUAAUUCCAUUUAUGUGUGUUUGUUAUUCUGUUCUUCUGUCAGUCUCAACAGGAUAGCAAUAGAAAAUCGGACAGACAUGGUAUUUAUACAGUUUGCACAUCCUGUAAAUACUUUUGUUCUUGACCGUUCGGUUCAGUUGUUCGUUCAGUAAUAUUAUAACAUUUAAUUUUGAAUCUAAAAAAAAGAAGAAAAAAAAUUAACUUUAUUCAUUCAUUUGUAGUUGUACAUACAGUGCUGCUAUAUUAAUGUCAUUUUUAACCUGUAAAUUUCAACUGAACUUUGGUCAGAAUUUAUAAAAUUGCCUGGAUCAGU